GCGUCCAUGUUAAAAGCAUCAGGUGCCAAGUUAUUUCCAUGGAAGAACUGGGAUGAGUGGUACCAAGUUGUAGAUCACUUGUUUCAAGGUGACCUUUCCCAAGUACUCGAGUCACUGCAAAUUGUAUCCCACUGGAGACAAAAAAUGGCCAUCCCUGUGGCAGUGGACUCCGGAGCUCAGUUGGUAGAAUUAUGUUGGAAACAAGACUCUAUCACGGAGCCCAUAUUUUCCUUGGCUUUAGCUUGUGCCAUUGUUCGAUUGGUAAACGGAAUGGUGGAUAACAUGCAAGAGUCAUCGUAUGCUGUAUCAGUAACAGGGUUAGCUUCACAGUUGGGGUUACCCGUAUUCGUUGCGGAAAUGCGCCACGAUAUCUCUCACAACGCAUUGCCUUCCAGGGAAGCUUUGUUAUUUGCUACCAAAGAGUGUCUCCAAUGGUUGAAGAAACAUUAUUUCUUUGCGCAGUGGGAACAACUUGUCCCUAUAAAUCAUAAUAUUUUGUCAUACUUGCAAUUAUAUGAGGACUCUUCGAAACAGGUAUGGAUUCUCAUGACGAAGAUAGUCUUCCUAAUUGUGUUUCUCAGGAUGGUUGUUCCAAAGAAAGGAAACGCUCAUUAGCUAUACAAAUAACCAAAAAUAUUUCAGGCUCCAGUGUUGGUAGCUUACUAUUUCCUGCAUUGGUGAAUGAUUACUU
Messenger RNA from Galdieria sulphuraria, 691 nucleotides. RefSeq lists its product as uncharacterized. The coding region runs from base 7 to 615 and encodes 202 amino acids. Gene Ontology annotation, molecular function: endonuclease activity. The record is from RefSeq and is a predicted model, not a curated record. Lineage: Eukaryota; Rhodophyta; Bangiophyceae; Galdieriales; Galdieriaceae. Gene Ontology annotation, cellular component: Las1 complex; preribosome, large subunit precursor. The transcript has a single exon. Gene Ontology annotation, biological process: maturation of LSU-rRNA; maturation of 5.8S rRNA.